AGGUCGAUCCCCAGACCUUGAAUCAGUAGGCUCUGGGACAAAAAUGUCCACCGUCUCAUCAGGUGGUGGGCCUCAGGAUCGAAAGGAGUUUCUUCGUAGAUUUGUAGACUGUAAAAUUCUAGCUUCAAACCUUGAGGACUGGUUUGAAGAAAUAGCUGAAAAUUCAGCAUACAAAAACACCUGCUUUUGACGUUCCAUUCGAGUUGAUAGAUCUUCAGAAGUUUGAUUAUGCAUUGGAAGGGGUUUCCUUUCAGCAGCUGAUUAGAAUGCCAAGUGCUGUUUAUGCUUCAGCAUCUGGUGCCGUGGAAGCAACCACUUAUCUUGCUAUCGAGGAUUUUCUUCAUGCAAGUGUAAAGGGCUUGUGGGAGGCAUUUUGGAGUCUGGAUGAGCCUAUGCCUUUUUAUGUCCCCUGUCUGUACGACGCAAACUUAAAAUUCUACCCCGUUGAAAAAGCAAUUGCUAAAGGGAAACUUGGAGGUCUCAGUGCCACGGCUGUAAUGUUAAAGAACCCCAGACAUCCACAUGGGAAGUGGGAUGAUGUUCUUGAAUUGGCACUUCUAAGGCCUGAUAUUGGAAGUCUCGGGGUUGAGGCUGGGCAUAAACCUUUUCUAUCAGUUAUAGGUGAAGCGCUAUUUUAUGCACUUCGCGUAUUAGUAUCAAGAAACGUCAGCAGGUCGAAUAUUCCUCUGAGUUUGAAUUCUGUUUUUGUUCUUCUCGUCGAUUCUCAAUAUGGUGGGGUUGUGAAAGUUGAAGGAGAUGUGAAUAAGAUGGAUUUUGAUGCAAAUAAUGUUUAUGGAUGUGCUGCUGAAUGGAUUAAAAAUUAUUCACGAAUUUCAGUUUCCCCAAUUGAUAGGAUCUGGAACAAGCUUGGCAAUGCUAACUGGGGAGAUAUCGGUGCUCUACAGGUACUUUUUGCAACCUUUCAUUCAAUCGCACAAUAUGCUGGAAUGCCCAAGAACUCAGUUGAAGAUUUAGCUGCUGACCACAGUUCUCGUCUUCAAACAAGAAGAAUUGAGAGGCAGUUGGGGGAUAACAGAGUAAAUGGAAAUGGUGUAUUCCGGUUCCAGCAGGGCAGUGUUUCCCCUGAAAUUGUUGAAGUCCAGGAGGAAUCCCUCAGAAUUGAGUCUGAAAAGUCAAUGAAACUAGAAGUAGGAUCUGUCCUAUGGCUGGAAGAUUCGAACUGGCAAAAGGGUUAUCAGAUUACUGGACUGAUCAAUGAUGAAAUCUCAUAUUAUAUUGCCUCUUCUGUUGAAGAUACGGGGAAGGCUCUGUUUCUGUAUGUUGGCUCACAUCCUUCUCAGCUGGAACCGGCAUGGGAAGAUAUGAAAUUGUGGUAUCAGGUUCAGAGGCAGACUAAAGUAUUGACUGCUAUGAAACAUAAAGGGAUAUCCUGCAAGUAUCUCCCACAACUGCAUGCAUCUGGAAGAAUAAUUCACCCUGGUCAAUGUCGGAGACCAAGCUCAGGUGGAAACUGUGAUCACCCUUGGUGUGGGACACCAAUCCUUGUAACCAGCCCAGUUGGUACGACAGUUUCGAAUAUGGUGAGACUUGGCCAAUUUGGCUCAGAAGAGGCUGUUAGGUGUUGCCAUGAUUGCUUAUCUGCCCUUUCCACUGCCACAUCUGCUGGAAUCCGACAUGGUGACAUCCGGCCUGAGAAUGUUAUUUGCGUGAGGUCUGGUGUGAGGCAGCCUUAUUUUGUCCUUGUUGGUUGGGGGCAUGCCAUAUUAGAAGAGAGGGAUCGUCCAGCAAUGAAUCUUCAUUUCUCAUCUACUUAUGCCCUCCAGGAGGGGAAGCUAUGUGCUGCUUCAGAUGCAGAGAGCCUGGUCUAUUUGCUUUAUUUUGCUCUGGGUGGGGAUUUGCCUGACAUGGAUUCAGUUGAGGGGGCUCUGCAGUGGAGAGAAACAUCUUGGUCAAAGAGGUUGAUUCAGCAGAAGCUUGGGGACAUCUCUGCUGUCUUGAAAGCAUUUGCUGAUUAUGUUGACAGUCUAUGUGGGACGCCGUACCCUCUUGAUUAUGAUAUUUGGCUAAGAAGGUUGAGGAGGCAUAUACAUGAAGACGACCAUGGGAAGGCCAUUGAUACAUCAAGUUAGGUUUGUUUCCACCAGCUGCAGCGGUAGAUUGGAAUACUAGUACUUCAUGAGAUUGGUUUCUACAGCAUAACAACUGGAGCUUGUAGUUUGGCUGGGACAGUUGGUUUAAAGUGCCUUUUCUUCCAAUUUGAGUGUGUCGACUUUGUCCUCUGGAGCAGCUAGAGAGUAAUUUAUGUUUUCUUGUUUGAUGGUUGGUUGCUCCUUGUUCCAUGUUUGCACGGACAAGCCAUAUUACCUGAGCUUUCGACGACUACCGAGGAUACAAUGCCCGUUAAUCAUCUCGUGCUUGUUGUGCAUGCAGUUUUGUAGUACUGCAGAGGAUAUAAAUUUCCAAUGGUUUUGCCAUUGUGAUGGUUGUUAAAAUGUUGUAUCGACUCAUUAUUUCCUGUAAAGAUAGGAGGUGUUGAGAUCUUUGUGAGAUGUGUGAUUGUUUAGUUUGUGGAUAAUGGCAUGUAAGGGGUAUUUUGUAAAUGGCUUUUGUAUCUUCUGCUGUUUCUCUCAGAUCCACACACUAUCUAUUACCUUCCUUUUAUGGCCACAUGAAAAACCACAAAAAAUAUAAAUUGGAAAAUUACUCACCCCGUCGUUGUGGUUUUGCUGGAAUGAGA
This is a messenger RNA of Ilex paraguariensis (yerba mate), 2698 nucleotides long. NCBI's taxonomy places the organism in Eukaryota, Viridiplantae, Streptophyta, Magnoliopsida, Aquifoliales, Aquifoliaceae. The record is from the annotation of a GenBank genome assembly.